CAUCUCCUAGCCCAUACCAAAAACCAGAUUGCCCUGCUCGAUGUGGGAAGGUAACAAUUCCAUAUCCCUUCGGAGUCGGGCCGGGCUGCUCGCUCGGGUCGUCGUUUAACAUCAGUUGCAACACCUCCACCACCCCUCCAAAACCGUACCUCAACAUCAGUCACGCUAAUUUCGAAGUGGGAUCUGGAUCCGGAUCCGGUAACCCGACCCGGAUUUGCAGACAAGCAGAUAAGAAUCGAUAACCCGACCCGGAUCCGGAUCCGGUACCCGUACCUGCUUUAUGGAGUUUGCUAUAAUCUAACAUCAGGCGAUGAAACGUGGGAAGAUAGGAGGAGGAUUUUCUUGUGGAAGACCCAAUACACGUUGUCGGAAAACAACUGGCUGACCACCAUCGGCUGCGAUGAUUUCGGGAGGACGACUACAAUUCGGGGCCGAGAAUACCUUGAUGCCUGCGUGGGCUUCUGUUCAAGCAAUACGUCUAUUGGCGGCGUUUGCCCGGACAACGGUGACGGCCAUUCCGUCGGCAAUGGCUGUUGCCGGGUACCCAUUGCCAAAGGUACCAGUUCCCUUUAUACCCGUACAUCUGACAUCAGUACAAUCAUGUAUCGCAAGAGGCUAUUCCCUUGUAGCUAUUCCUUUGUGAAGGAGAAGGGAAGCAUCAACAAACCUGCCCACAUGUAUAAUCUCAGCAUCCUGCAGCAAAGCUCCGGUGCGUUCUUCUAUAAAAAUCCAUCGCUGCAGGUGGUGAGUCUGGAUUGUAGGAUCGGCGACCAGAAUUGCUCUCGAGCAAGCCUGAACUCGACUUAUGCAUGUCAAUCUAACUCACAUUGUGUUGAUUUUGGUGCUGGGAUUGGUGGAUACCUUUGCAACUGCUCCCAAGGAUAUGCCGGAAAUCCAUACAUCUACCCAGGCUGCACAGAUAUUAAUGAAUGUGAUGAUAAUCCAUGUGCUCCACAUUCUCAUUGCAAGAAUAUUCCCGGAUCUUUUAGCUGUACGUGUGCAAGUGGAUAUAUUGGUGAUGGAAAGUUGGAGGGAAGUGCGUGUACAUUGUUGCCAUUGUCCAACAACAUCAAAAUUAUCUUAACAGGUUUAGGUACUUCAAUGGGACUUUUACUACUUCUUUUACUAUUUUUUUGGUUGCUUAAAGUGUUCAAGAAGAGAAAAUAUAAAAAGCUCAAAGAAGAUCUCUUCAAACACCUUCUUCUCCUGCAUCAACAAACAGGUCAGGGAACAUUUGGCAAAACCAAACUUUUCACUGCAAAAGAGUUGGAGAAAGCCACCGAUAACUUCAACAAGAGCCGAAUCUGCAGACGAGGAGGGCAAGGCAUUGUCUACAAAGGCAUGUUAUCCGAUGGCACAAUCGUGGCAAUCAAGAAACUAAACAAGGUUGAUGAGAACCAACUUGAGCAAUUCAUCAAUGAGGUCGUGAUACUGUCGCAAAUCAAUCAUAAGAACGUGGUCAGAUUAUUAGGGUGUUGUCUUGCCACUAAGGAUCCUCUUCUUGUGUACGAGUUCUUACCAAAUGGGACGCUUUUCGAUUUCAUUCAUGAUCCUAAGCCUGAAUUUCCGCUUACAUGGAACAUGCGGUUGAAAAUCGCCACAGAUGUAGUGGGAGCACUGGCUUACUUACACUUUGCAUCUUCUGUACCUAUCUAUCACAGAGACAUCAAGUCCACUAAUAUUCUUUUGGAUGAAAAGUAUGUUGUCAAAGUGUCGGAUUUCGGAAUUUCCAAACUUGUUGAAGUGGACCAGACUCAUCUAACCACGAUGGUGAAAGGGACGUUUGGGUAUUUAGACCUAGAGUAUUACCAAACAAGCCAGUAUACAGAAAAGAGCGACGUAUACAGCUUUGGAGUAGUGCUUCUUGAACUUCUGACAGGGCAACGGCCAAUAUCUAAGGAGAGAACAGAGGAGGGAAGAAACUUGGUUUCGCAUUUUCUUGCGUAUAUAGGAGCGAACAACCUUGAUGCCAUUUUAGAUGCACAAGUUUUGGUGGCAGGUGGGAAAGAAGAGGUUAUAGCAGUUGCAAGGCUUGCACGAAGAUGCUUGAAUGUUAGGGGGGAAAAUGCGGCCAACUAUGAAAGAAGUGGCUACGAAAUUGGAAAGUUUAGUAAUGUCUCAAAUACAUCCAGCCAAUGAUAUGGAGCUUGAAGA
Salvia hispanica is the source of this 2154-nucleotide messenger RNA. The record is from RefSeq and is a predicted model, not a curated record. NCBI's taxonomy places the organism in Eukaryota, Viridiplantae, Streptophyta, Magnoliopsida, Lamiales, Lamiaceae.